AUGAAGCCACUUUUUGUUUUAGUCUCCAUUCUCUGGGCAUGUCAUCUAAUACCAUGUCAAAUCAUCACCACGGUCACACAACUUCCGUCAGGGCCCAUCACCUUCCCAUUCCCAAUCACGACCGACACGCCGACCAUCAUCUUCAUUCCCACGGGAACCAUCACUUUUGUGCUACCAGGGGGUAAGCCGACGUCUCUACCUCCUGGGGCGGGCCCAAGUACGACCGACGGUGACGGCGAUAUGCCCGAGCCUACUCCGGAGUCAAAGCCAGCGACGUACAAUCCAGUCCGAGGAGAAAAAUUCAAGGUUGGCGGUCACAUUCGGAGCAGUGACGGUUUGGAGGCCGAUUUUGAGGCGGAUGCAUCAGACGACAAUGGAGAUGAUGACGGAGGAUGUCGUUCGAGCGGCACAGAUGAUGCAUUUACCGGACUUUGA
Pyricularia grisea is the source of this 435-nucleotide messenger RNA. RefSeq lists its product as uncharacterized. The record is from RefSeq and is a predicted model, not a curated record. The coding region runs from base 1 to 435 and encodes 144 amino acids. Lineage: Eukaryota; Fungi; Ascomycota; Sordariomycetes; Magnaporthales; Pyriculariaceae. The transcript has a single exon.